This is a messenger RNA of Rhodamnia argentea, 1092 nucleotides long. RefSeq names its product anthocyanidin 3-O-glucosyltransferase 7-like. The coding region runs from base 1 to 1092 and encodes 363 amino acids. NCBI's taxonomy places the organism in Eukaryota, Viridiplantae, Streptophyta, Magnoliopsida, Myrtales, Myrtaceae. Gene Ontology annotation, molecular function: UDP-glycosyltransferase activity. The transcript has a single exon. The record is from RefSeq and is a predicted model, not a curated record.
AUGGGUGAGGCGGUCUCAGAGACGGGCACGGGGAUCAGCUGCUUGAUAUCGGACGCGUUCUUAUCGUUCUCCGGAGAACUGGCGGAAGAAAUGCGCGUUCCGUGGAUCCUAGUGUGGAUUUCGAUGCCGUAUCCCCUCUAUGUAUACACAAACAUCCGCCUGAUCCGGCAAAUAUGCUCAAACUCUCCUCCUACAGUUCCUGAUGGCCAUGACGGACGUGCCCGCAAAGUCAUCCCGGAUGUGCCCGAAGUUCUCGUCGGAGAUUUGCCCGAAGGGGUACUUGCGCCGGGUGAUUUAGAAUCGGAUCUGGUAGGAAUUCUGGGUAAUCUCGGAGCUCUGUUGCCAAGAGCCAGCGCGAUUGCCAUGAACUUUUACCAUGAGCUAGAUCCUACUGCUCUCACAAACAAUCUCAGGAAUACUUUGCCAAACUUGCUGUACUUGGGUUUUCUCACCUUAUCGUUGCCGCCGCCUCCGAAGCCAGAGUCUCCGCCGUUGGAUUCCGACAUAAACCGUCACUGCAUGUCUUGGCUAGAAAGGCAGAAGCCUAGAUCCGUCGCAUAUAUAGGAUUCGGGACACUAGCAAUACUUCCUGAGAAUGAGCUUCACGCCUUGGCGGCAGCACUUGAAGAAAGUAACGUCCCUUACAUUUGGUCCCUACAAGACAAUUUGAAGGAAAAACUCCCAAGCCAGUUCCUUCAGAGAAUUGGUGCGAGAGGCAUCGUCGUUUCAUGGGCCCCACAGAUUGAAGUAUUAGCUCACUCGUCGACCGGUGUAUUUGUAACUCAUUGUGGGAGCAACUCUGUGUACGAGAGCGUGGCGAAUGGCGUGCCGAUGAUAUGCAGGCCUUUCUUUGGAGAUCACAGGAUGAAUGGUAGGAUUGUAGAGGAGGUGUGGGAGAUUGGUGUCCGUGUUGAAGGCGGGGUCAUAACCAAGGACGGCGUACUCAAAAGCCUCCGGCUUCUUUUGGUCGAUCAAGCAGGUAAGGCGAUGAGAGAGAAGGUCCGUGCUCUCAAAAAACUUGUUCAAGUGGCGGCCGGACCUAGUGGCAGAGCUGCUGAGGACUUCAGGAGUUUGUUGAAAAUAGUUUCAUGA